This is a messenger RNA of Prunus armeniaca (apricot), 1758 nucleotides long. The record is from the annotation of a GenBank genome assembly. Lineage: Eukaryota; Viridiplantae; Streptophyta; Magnoliopsida; Rosales; Rosaceae.
AUGCCGGGUUUGGUCUCCGUCAAAACCCCGCCCGACUCCACCCCGCUCCGAAUCUCAGUCCCGGAUCCCCAACCCCAGCCCCAAAGAUCCGAACCCGCCCCAAUUUCCAAACCCCCCUCGCCCCACCCUAAAAAACCGCCAUCCCCCUCCCGAUCCAAACCCUCACCCACCCGAUCUAAGAAGCCCCAACCCGCUUCCCCCGACCCGAUUCUCGCCGAUGCCUCACUCGACAACCCGGAUCUCGGCCCGUUUCUCCUCAAGCUGGCUCGAGACACCAUUGCCUCCGGCGAAGGCCCGAACAAGGCUUUGGACUAUGCGGUCCGGGCCGCCAAGUCGUUCGAGCGGUGCGCCGUCGAAGGCGAGCCCAGCCUGGACCUAGCGAUGAGCUUGCACGUGCUGGCGGCUAUAUACUGUAGCUUAGGCCGGUUCGAGGAAGCAGUUCCGGUUUCUGGACCGGGCGAUUCGGGUACCCGAUGUCCAGAGAGGUUCGGAUCACGCGCUCGCGGCGUUCUCGGGGCACAUGCAGCUGGGGGACACGUACUCGAUGCUGGGACAGGUAUCUACCCUGGAGAAAGGGAUAGAUUCUUAAGGGGCUAUUAUGAAAUAAGCUACCAAUAUUUAGCUGAGGCCCAUGUCCAAGCAAUGCAGUUUGAAAGAGCAGAAGAAUUGUGCAAGAAAACUCUUGAAAUUCACCGUGCUCAUAGUGAACCAGCAUCUCUUGAAGAGGCAGCUGACCGCCGGCUGAUGGCUCUCAUAUGUGAGGCAAAGGGAGAUUAUGAAUCAGCACUUGAACAUCUUGUCCUUGCCAGCAUGGCAAUGAUUGCAAAUGGGCAAGAAAAUGAGGUUGCUGCUAUUGAUGUCAGCAUAGGUAACAUUUACAUGUCUCUUUGUCGCUUUGAUGAGGCCGUCUUCUCUUAUCAGAAGGCACUCACUGUUUUAAAGUCAUCAAAGGGCGACAACCACCCUUCUGUUGCCUCUGUCUUUGUUCGCCUUGCUGACCUAUAUCAUAGAACCGGAAAGAUCCGAGAGUCCAAAUCAUAUUGUGAGAAUUCCCUGAGGAUAUAUGUGAAGCCUGUGCCUGGAACAACGGCAGAAGAGAUUUCGGGUGGGUUGACUGAAAUUUCAGCCAUUUAUGAAUCCAUGGAUGAGCCUGAGGAGGCACUAAAGCUGUUGCAGAAGGCAAUGAAGUUGUUGGAGGAUAAACCAGGACAGCAAAGCACAAUUGCUGGAAUAGAAGCACGGAUGGGAGUGAUGUUUUGCAUGCUUGGGAGAUAUGAAGAAGCAAGGAGCUCUUUUGAGAGUGCUAUAGUGAAACUUAGAGCUAGUGGAGAGAAGAAGUCGCCUUUCUUUGGGGUUGUGCUGAACCAGAUGGGAUUGGCUUGUGUACAGUUGUUCAAGAUAGAUGAGGCUGCUGAGUUGUUUGAAGAAGCGAGGGGGAUAUUAGAACAAGAGUGUGGUCCUUGUCAUCAAGAUACUCUUGGAGUAUAUAGCAAUCUCGCUGCAACCUAUGAUGCUAUGGGGAGAGUUGAAGAUGCAAUUGAAAUUUUGGAGUAUGUCCUUAAACUGCGAGAAGAAAAGCUCGGAAUUGCAAAUCCUGAUUUUGAAGAUGAGAAGAGAAGACUAACUGAGCUUCUGAAAGAAGCAGGUAGGACCCGAGACAGAAAAGCGAAGUCACUGGAAAACCUUAUUGAUCCAAACUCGAAGAAGACGAAGAAAGAGGGCACAAAGAGGUGGGGUGGCUUGGGCUUCAGACUUUGA